GUUUUUCUUAAAAGCAUGUUGCGAAACAUUUUACACCAGACUGAGUGCAGAGACCUGAGAACGCUCUUCAUAGUAUCUGGGCCCAGAGGAGGAUAUUGUGAUAACACGCAAUAUCCCUCCUGUUUCUUCUACAUUGUGACUGAUGCUGUUGGUGAACUGGAAAGAGCGAACCAGGGCAGUAAUGCACAGCCACAGGUGAACAAAUGGCUGGUUUCUGUAAGGGACAGGAUGAAAAAUAUCAGAAACUGGCACAGGAAAACGAUCUUCACUUGGACCAUCUGCAAAUACCAUCCAGGGCACUGUAAUGUUCCCAAUAUAACCGCACUGCACAGACAGCUGAGGGGUCCAGUCAGCAGCCUCAGUGUGAUCUGUAAGGGAAGUGAGAGACAAUCUGCUCUCUGGAUUGUGUUUUCUUCAUAUGUUUGGAUUGACAUCAUGAUGAAAGAAGAUUCAGAGGGAGUGGAGAUUGACUUGGGGGACUCCAGUGACCCUGAUGAAUUUGACAAUGGGGAGGAACCUCAGAUGCUUUGGAAGGCUCCUCCUGCUUUGGAAGAAGAGGAAAAUAUUCACACAUCUACACUAGUGGAAAUCAGUGAUACCAAGCCUCUGAUUAAUGUCAGAGACCCUCGAGGUAUCAAUGACUGCCUCAAGGUGACAUUUGAGGAUGUGAUUGCUGAGCCUGUGUCAGUGCGCAGUGGGGACAGAGUGUGGAUCUGGAGUAAUGCCCUGUUUGAGGUGUCAAGGGUUUGGAUCUACAGGAUAGUCUCAGUGCUUCUGGCUGUUCCUGUGUCAAUUAUCUCUGGUCUCCUCUUUGCCAUCCUCAGCUGCUUUCACAUCUGGAUGAUUGGCCCUUGUGUCCAGUGUAUCUUUAUUGGCACUCGCUGGCUGCAGAGCCUGUGGAGCAUUGUUCUGAGCAUCAUUGUGCGUCCCUUCCUCUUGAGUGCUGGGAGGUGCUGUGGAGGAUUCAGCAUCCACCUGGCCAAAGAAUGAGACUCACACAUCCACAGCGGGAUUGUUCAUUAUGUGCACAAGUGCACUGGUGUUCGGGAGGACUGUGCUGUUCUUUAAUAUUUUAUUAAAAAUAAAAUGUUUAUAAUUAAUUUUUUUUCAACAUGGCAUUGCCCAGAGUUCACUGUAUACUGGUCCUUUUUAUUGACUAUAUAAGGCUUUUAACAUCCAUCCAUCCAUCCAUUUUCUAUACCACUUAUCUGUCAGGAUCGCGGGGGAGCUGGAGCCUAUCCCAGCUGACUACGGGCAAGAGACUAGGGCUGUUGAGCCAUGUAUCCCCGACUCUCAGCAGUGAUGAUUUCUUAACUUUCUUCACUAAUAUGAUUGUGAACAUCAGAGCGAGAAUUGGCAGUAAUACUCCACCAAAUAGAGCUUCUCUUAUAGCAACCUCCACACCUAAAGCAUGCUUGGACAGCUUCUCCCCCAUUCACCUCUCGGAGUAAACUUCAGUCAUUACCUCAUCCAAGUCAUCUACAUGUUUACUUGACCCGGUCUAAAAAGACUGCUUAAGGAUGUCUUUCCCUUAGUUAACAUUUCUAUACUGAACCAGAUCAGUCUCUCUGUAGUCACAGGUUAUGUACCACAGGCCUUUAAGGUGGCUGUCAUCAAGCCACUAUUAAAGAAACCUUGACCCAGAUGUAUUAGUUAAUUACAGACCUAUAUCCAACUACUUCCAUACAUCUCCAAGAUCCUCGAGAAGGUUGUCCUAGAGCAGCUACAUCUACAUCUCCAUUCUGAUGAACUUUUUGAAGCUUUCCAAUCUUUUCCAAUCUUUAGAGAACACCAUGAUACUGAAACAGCACUGAUAAAAGUUUCUAAAGACCUUCUCCUAGCAUCUGAUAGAGGUGUUGUCUCCAUACUUGUACUUCUAGAUCUCAGUGCUGCUCUACACUCUCUCCACAUUUAAGUCCAGGCUAAAAACAUUUCUCUAUGAUAGAGCUUUUAGUUAGGGCUGGCUCAGGUAACUCUUCUCCUCUCCUCUCCUUCUACACAUUUGCUAUUCUGUCUUUAUCUGUUAUACUGUGUAGUCUGGCCUUGGUGUCUCACACUCUCUCUGUGUCUUCACAGAUUUCUCCAGAGCUGUCGUCCCUGCUCAUCCACCAACAUGCUGCUCCUUCCUGCUUUCCCUGUUUACGGUCCAUACUGCCCACCAGGAGCUGCCUCCAUCAGCUCUCCGCUGAAUGAAAAUUCCCUGUCAGUCCCCUAUUUCAUGUUGUUAACAUCCAUGUACAACAUCCAUUGCACCUCUGCACGUCCUGGGCGAGGGAUCCCUCCUCUGUUGCUCACCCUGAGGUUUCUCCCAUUUUUUCCCUGUUGAAGGUUUUUUCUGGGAGUUUUCCUUAGUCGAUGUGAGGGUCUAAAGGCAGAGGAUGUUGCUAUGAUGUUAUGUAAAGCCCUGUGGCACAAACUGCUUUUAUGAUAAUAGUAAUAAUCUAUACAAAUAAAAUUGUCUUGUUUUGUCUUGUCUGAAAUGAAGUAAGAGCCUACUUCCCUCUUUGUGGCUAUGAUUGCAGCCACACACUCGGGCUUUCUUGGCCUGUCUGGCUUCAUUAUCUCAGUUUCAACUUGAACUUGAACCUGCUCCUUUAGUCAGAGAGCAACACCAUGGCUGAAGUUAAUGAGGAGGAGCCGUCAAUCAGGGGAGAGGGGAGAGAGAGCCACACAACUGAGAUUGAGCUGAAUGACAGAGACCCCAAGCAAAUCCACAGCGAUGUGAUCAAGGUUAACUUUGAAGAUGUGAUUGCAGAGCCUGAUGGCAUACACAGUCUGGCUUUGGUGUGGAAAUUCAGCUACGAGGCCUUCACAAAGUCAAAGAAGUAUAUUUAUUGCAGCCUGACAGCCAUCCUUGGUGUCCCUUUGUCUCUGAUCUGGGGCUUACUGUUUGCUUCUCUGUCAUUCUUGAACUUUUGGGUUGUUAUGCCCUGCAUUAAGUGUGUUCAGUUUCAGUUCUACUGUCUGAUUCGGCCCUUAUUGCUGGCCUUAAAGGUUGUCAUUAUCCCAAUCUUUGUGGCAAUGGGAAAAGUAGCUAGUCAGCUGAAAAAUGUUUUACCUAAGCGGGCAUAAGUGCUGUACAGCUGCUUUAUUCAGGCAUUAAGGCCAGCUUCUGGACUUCUUAAAAACUUUUAGAAGAUCCGUGAAAGAUCUGAAAACAAAGAAAAGUUGCAGGUUCCUGCUCCCUGUGAGCGUUGCUCUAAAUCACAGUGUUUUGCUUGAUAACUAGACAGAUUAUGUGAAAUUACAAAACUUGUAAAACACACCCAAUAUACAAAGAAUGUACUUGUAUCUGGUCUUGACACUGAAAUUUUCUGUAUGUUGAGUAUAAACAGUUGGCCUUGAAUUGUACAGCAAAAGAAACAGAGCAGAAAAGAUGAUGAUGUUAUGUAAAGUCCUGUGAGAUAAACUGCUUGUAAAAAUGGACUAUACAAAGAAAGUUGUCUUGUCUUGUCUUGUCUUGUCUUGUCUGAAAUGCAACAAGAGCCACUUCCCUCUUUGUGGCUAUGGCUGCAGCCACACACUCGGGCUCUCUUGGCCUGUCUGGCUUCAUUAUCUCAGCUUCAGCUUGAACUUGAACCUGCUGCUUUAGUCAGAGAGCAACACCAUGGAUGAAAUUAACGAGGAGGAGCCAUUACUCAGGAGAGAGAGCCACACAACUGAGAUUGAGCUGAACGACAGAGACCCCAAGCAAAUCCACAGCGAUGUGAUCAAGGUUAACUUUGAAGAUGUGAUUGCAGAGCCUGAUGGCAUACACAGUCUGGCUUUGGUGUGGAAAUUCAGCUACAAGACCUUCACAAAGUCAAAGAAGUAUAUUUAUUGCAGCCUGACAGCCAUCCUUGGUGUCCCUUUGUCUCUGAUCUGGGGCUUCCUGUUUGCUUCUCUGUCAUUCUUGAACUUUUGGGUUGUUAUGCCCUGCAUUAAGUGUGUUCAGUUUCAGUUCUACUGUCUGAUUCGGCCCUUAUUGCUGGCCUUAAAGGUUGUCAUUAUCCCAAUCUUUGUGGCAAUGGGAAAAGUAGCUAGUCAGCUGAAAAAUGUUUUACCUAAGCGGGCAUAAGUGCUGUACAGCUGCUUUAUUCAGGAAUUAAGGCCAGCUUCUGGACUUCUUAAAAACUUUUAGAAGAUCCGCGAAAGAUCUGAAAACAAAGAAAAGCUGCAGGUUUAUCAGGUGCUAGCCAUCAGCCACUAAUGUUUAUAUAUAUAUUUUUUUUACAUUUUUAGUGCUUAAGCUCAAGAAACAACAAUGUACUACAACUGCUAAGAUCUAAUUUCAAAGUUUUGUCACUGAUUUCAAUUAUAUGAGCUGUAUCUUUAACAGAGGAAAUCAAAAUUAAAGCUAUGGAUUAAAGUUUGUUUAACUGAA
Molecule: messenger RNA, 4363 nt
Organism: Scatophagus argus
Lineage: Eukaryota; Metazoa; Chordata; Actinopteri; Scatophagidae
Gene: cav4a
Exons: 6
Coding region: 16-990 (324 amino acids)
Biological process (GO): caveola assembly
Cellular component (GO): caveola
Molecular function (GO): molecular adaptor activity
Source: RefSeq, a predicted model, not a curated record